Messenger RNA from Cylicostephanus goldi, 531 nucleotides. The record is from the annotation of a GenBank genome assembly. NCBI's taxonomy places the organism in Eukaryota, Metazoa, Nematoda, Chromadorea, Rhabditida, Strongylidae.
AUGACACUGGUAGCACCACCACCACAACAGUGUCCAUCAAUGCCGUCUCCCACAUCAGUACCGAAUGGAGUCGCUCCGUCACCACCUCCACCUUGCUCAGGAUGCAUUAAGCUACAUGCCGAUAUCAAACAGAAUAUGCAACAAAUGAUGGAUAAAUUUGAUAUGAUCUAUAUGCGAUUGGAAAGUUUGAUGAAUGAAAAGGAAAAGAGCCGACUGAUUGUGCAAGAUCAAGAAAUGAGCGAGAGCGGAAGCGAUGACAAAGAUGUACCUUCCCCAGCCGAUAGCCGUGCAUCUCCGAACACUGCGCAAGGUAGUCGCAAACGAAAACCGAAUAAGGAAGCUGUGCACAGAGUAUCAGAAGAUACCCAAGACAUGGCCAACCCUACCUCAGGGUUGUGCAAUAAUGCGUACGUAGGUGUCCGAGGCUCCAGCUGCGUCGGCUACUCCUUCAACACCCGUAUCAACACCGGCCACCGUGCCAACAUCUGGUUUCGGCGACAGUAUGAGUUUUCUCAGUGGACAAAUGAGUAA